UGAUAAUAAUACUUUUUUACAUUUCGUUCGUGUUUAUAAUAUACUUGUUCUUCGCGUAGAUAAACAAAAAUUGUGUAAAUAAUGUAAUCGCACAAGAUAUUUUUACAUUGGGAACAAAGAGUAUUGGUAAGAGGGAUCGAAGGCGAACAGUGACAUAUCCUUUGGAAUGCAGGAUCAAAGUCGACGUUAAGAUUCUUCGAAAGAGAUAGAACUAAAUUUUGUGGUAUUCGAACAAUGUCCAAACAGGAGAUAAGGUCAGCGCACACGAAAUGAACACGGUAGACAUAACGGCCCAAUCUUCAGUCCCCAUGCACCUUGCUGGCUUUUGCGUUCACAUUGUUUUUCUGGCACAGUCAGUAUCUAUCCUGUCGAGGUUACUGGACGCUUUAAGAUACGAAAAAUAAAAGUGGAAAGUUCUUCGUCCUCGUUAAAAUGUCCCGUAAAUCAUUGUUCUUUAUUGUGUUAUUAUUCAGUUUUACGUUACGUGGUGAAGGCAAGCCGAUUGAAAAUCAAUAUUUUCAAUCGAAUGUUAUGAACAGUGGUUCGAAGACUCGAGGCGAACCUUUAAUAGAAAACUUUAACCCUAAAAUUGUAAAAAAUCGGAAAAUAAUAACCCAUAAUAAUUGUGUUGAAAAUUGUAACGAAAAAGAUUCCAAAUCCUUAAGUGAAAGUAAUCAAAUAUGCCCUUACGAGGACAAAGAGUUAUGUCUAAUUUUUUCUUUGUCGAAGAUCGCCAAAGUUCAAGUGGCUACGUCGAAUAAAGCUUCGACGCAUCACAUCUCGAGAUCGAAUAAUUUUGACGCCGUGCCGAAAGACGUGAGGAAUUUAAAAAUUAACAAGGAAAUGAGGCAAAAGGAAUUCGAUUUUGGGAAUGAAGAGAGAUACAGAGAGGAUUUACAGAAUUUUUCGGAGGAACGGGGAAAAUCAUCGAUCGUUCACUGCAGAGCAAUUCGAGAUGUUUACAUACCAGAAGUGAAACGGAAUCUACCAGCUGUAGCGUGUAAAUUUGGCAAUAAUACUUUCAUUUUAUCAAGCGAAAGAUUUCUCGAAGAUCGACGAUUAUAUCUGGAUAUAAGAAUCGACGGGAAUAUAUUUGAAAAUAUAAAAUAUACUUCGAAAAUGUCCAGAGCCAAUGAAUCAAAUACGAUACCCGCGUUGCUUGUUUUGAACACGGCUAAUAAUAAUUACAGAAUAGAAACGCAUAAAAUUACGUCUGACGAGGAGGAAGUUAACGAGACAGUGGGAAAUCGAUAACGAUAAA
Apis laboriosa (Himalayan honeybee) is the source of this 1261-nucleotide messenger RNA. RefSeq lists its product as uncharacterized. The coding region runs from base 433 to 1254 and encodes 273 amino acids. The transcript has a single exon. The record is from RefSeq and is a predicted model, not a curated record. Lineage: Eukaryota; Metazoa; Arthropoda; Insecta; Hymenoptera; Apidae.